UAUCAUUUUCUUCAUUUUGGGUCCGAACCGUUGGAUCGAAAUCUGCCGUUAAUUUCAUUUUCCGGUUUGGCUUCUAUGAUUUGGAGCUAAGCCGGCCCUCAAAUUAGAUGCCCAUUGAUUACGGAUAAUCCUAAUUUAGACAAUCAUAAUCACCGUUGUUGCAUUUUCUGAAUUUUAAGCUCUUCACGGUGCUUAACUUUCUGUUUGUUUCCCGAGAAAAAUGAGGAAAAGAAAAGAAAGGAAUUUGAAUCAUGAGUUCUCUGCAAUUAAGAAAAUCUGGAACCCAGCUUAUAUUCAUUCAAUUAUAUGAGGUUUCAUAUUUGGCUUUUCGUUUUUGGCGCUGUUAAUAUUUAUGUUCGAUCACAUUGAAUGAAACCCUAGCUUUUUGAAGGUUCUAAAGCUGUUCUUAUCACUUGUUCAUUCAAGUGAAAGUUGUAUCAAAUAUUCAAAACAGAAAAAGCUUAUGAUGCGAUCUUUUUUAGUUGCGAUCCCCUGAUGUAUUUCCAAUUGGUUAUUGAUUGUCCUGUAAUUAAGAUGCAGAUUAUGCGAUUUAUCUUCUCACCGGUAGGUUAUGGUUUUUAACAAUGUGGAUGAUUUUGAGGGUUUCCAGGUUGAGGCAUUCGCUGAAUAGUUUUUCCCAGCUACUAAUAAGUUUGAAUCAGGGUUUGGGGCAGUUUUUGUAAGCAGGGGUUUCAGUUCAGGCCUCUUAAUAAUGGAAUAGAUGAGACUUGAUAUUUGAGUACUAAAUUGGGAUCCAGUUUUUUCUUAUAAUUUCUUAUGGGGCAAAUAUGGAUACUGUUCUGUUUAAUUCCGGAGGAAUGGUGUUGUCCAAAUGGGUUUUUUGUGCAACAGCUGGAUUUAGUUUCUCGUGAAUGGCCGAUUUGCAGAGUAACAGUCUUGCCGAGAAAGAUGUCAAGCAGGCUAUUACAGCCCUUAAGAAAGGGACAUAUCUGCUGAAGUAUGGGCGCAGGGGGAAGCCGACAUUCUGCCCAUUCCGCAUUUCUAAUGAUGAGAAAGUGUUAUUAUGGCAUGCUGGCAGAGAGGAGAAACAGCUUCAACUAUGCCAAGUGUCAAGGAUAAUACAGGGACAGCAUACUGCAACAUUUCGACGAUAUCCUCGGCUUGAAAAGGAAGAUCAAUCAUUUUCUCUUAUGUACAAAGACGGGUCCUUGGAUAUUAUAUGUAAGGACAAGGAUGAAGCUGAAGUCUGGUUUGUUGCCCUUAGAGCAUUGAUUUCGCAAUGCAACUAUCACAAUUGGAUAAAUGAAACAAGGAGUGACUCUGGAUCAUUAGAUCAUCAUACUGAUAUAAGAAGAAACACUCCAUUGACUGUGUCAGCUAACAGCAGUGACAUAAUCUCCAAGCAUCCCCAAAAGAAGAGAUUGGGAAGAGCAUUCUCUGAUAUUAUAUCAUAUACUGGAGCAGCCAAGGGUUUCACACGGGUAGAAUCAGUUCCCAGUUCCCUGAGCUCGCUAUCAGUUGGGGGAAUAGAUGAUCCAAAUGGCUGCAGUUCUGCAGGUGAUACUUUUCACAUUAGUUUAUCGAGUGCUGUAAGUUCGCCUGGCCAGGGAUCCUUUCGUGAAGAUUUUGAUGCUUUAGGUGAUGUUUUCAUCUGGGGAGAAGCAAUUAGUGAUGCAUUAGUCAGUAGUGGAGUAUGUAGAGUUGGAAGUUCAUCUUUUGCCAGAAGAAAUGCACUUUUACCGAAAGCAUUGGAAUCAACAGUGAUGCUUGAUGCACAAAAUAUCGCUUGUGGCAGUAAGCAUGUGAUGUUAGUCACAAAACAAGGAGCAAUCUUUAGCUGGGGUGAGGGAUAUGGCGGCAGGCUCGGGCAUGGAGUAGAAGCUGAUGUUUCCCAACCAAAACUUAUUGAUGCUCUCAGUGGAUUAAACAUUGAAUUAGUAGCAUGUGGAGAGUACCAUACCUGUGCUGUAACCCUGUCUGGGGAUCUUUAUACGUGGGGUGAUGGUACUUACAAUUUUGGUCUUCUUGGGCAUGGCUGCGGAAUCAGUCACUGGACCCCUAGAAAGGUAAGUUGUCAGAUAGAGGGCAUGCAUGUCUCAUCUAUCUCUUGUGGACCUUGGCAUACCGCUGCUGUAACAUCAGCAGGUCAGUUGUUCACAUUUGGAGAUGGAACUUUCGGUGCCCUAGGCCAUGGAGAUCGUAAUAGCUCAGGCACUCCUAGAGAAGUGGAAACUUUAAAAGGACUACGGACAAUAAGGGCAUCCUGUGGUAUUUGGCACACUGCUGCAGUUGUUGAAAUUACCACAGAACCUUCUAUUAGUUCUUCAGCUGGUAAGUUGUUCACCUGGGGGGAUGGAGAUAAAGGCCAACUUGGCCAUAGGGAUAAAGAACCUAGACUAGCUCCUUCUUGUGUAACAAUAUUAGAUGACGUGACUUUUUGUCAAGUAGCCUGUGGCCAUAGCAUUACAGCUGCUCUUACAGAUUCAGGACAAGUAUACACAAUGGGGGGUGUUGAAUAUGGGCAACUUGGGAGUCCGCAAAGUGCUGAUGGACUUCCUUCUUGCACUGAAGGUAUAAUCAGAAACAGUUUCAUUGAAGAGAUAGCAUGUGGUUCUCAUCAUGUUGCAGUUUUGAGUUCAAAAGCGGAGGUUUACACUUGGGGUAAGGGAGCAAAUGGUCAAUUAGGACAUGGAGACAAUAACAACAGGAACAUUCCUACACUUGUUGAAGCUCUCAAAGACAAACAAGUAAAGAGUGUGGCAUGUGGUUCCAAUUUCACUUCUGCUAUAUGUCUUCAUAAAUGGUUUUGUAGUGCUGAUUGUUCCAUAUGUUCUGGUUGCCAUAAUCAAUUCAAUUUCAGAAGGAAGCGUCAUAAUUGUUAUAACUGUGGACUAGCUUUUUGCAAAGCAUGCAGCAGUAGAAAAUCUCUUAAAGCCUCUUUGGCUCCAAAUAUGAAUAAACCUUAUCGUGUGUGUGAUGAUUGCUUCACUAAACUAAAGAAGGCCUUGGAAUUUGGAUUUUUCCCAUUGCCAAGAGUUGCAAGUGGAAUUAAAAUUCAUAAUCUUAAUGAGGUAGCUGAGAAGGAGUCUAUGGAUUCCAGACCACAUGGCCGACUUCCCAGGCUCACCUCAUUUGGUUCUUUCAAACAGGCUGAAAAUCAACAUUUCAAGCCCAACUUAAAGCUAGAAUUAAACAAUGGUCAUGUUCCCACUCUAAAUGGAAGUUUCCAAUGGGAAGGCUUUUGCACGUCAAAUACAUCAACUUCUGUGUUUGGGUCUUCACAGAAAGCGUCUGCUUCUGUUCCUGGUUCCAGAAUAGUUUCACGAGCAACCUCUCCUGGUUCAAGCAUGGUUUCUCGAGCAACCUCUCCUGUCUCAAGAAACUCAACCUCAUCUUAUUCCAUGACACUGGCAUUGGAUCGUAUUGCUCGUUCAAAUCUGGAAGUCAGCCUUGAUCAUUCUAAGCAAACAAACGACAGCCUCCUCCAAGAAAUAAUAUUGUUAAGGGCACAGGUGGAGGAUCUUACUCAGAAAUCCCAAUUUUUGGAAGAAGAACUUGAAAAAACUUCAAGGCAGUUGAAAGAGUUGACUGCAACAGCAGGGGAGGAAGCGGGGAAAAAACAAGGCUGCAAAUGAGAUGAUCUAAUCUCUUACCCAGUGGUGAGCGGUAGGCUAGGAACAACUUCAAGGUAUAUGAGCAGCACAACAUGAUCCACAGCAUGGAAUAAUAUCUGGUUCUCCACCAAUGUGAGUUGAAAGAUAAUGAAUAAAUCUGAUGAGUGAUAUCCCUGGUAUUGCACAAACCCCUUCUCCUCCACCGACAACUGUAUACUUGUUUUCACAUAUCUGGUGGAGCUAUUGGAACGAUGUUUGGGUCUGACAUUGCCUAUGUAUGUAUGAUGAAUCCAAGAAAUGUAGCUGGUAGACACAGAGAAAAGGAAAAAGAACAGGAAAUGUACAUCAAAGCAUGGAUUAUAUUUACUUUCAAUAGUAUCAUAAUUUUGAUGAGUCCA
This is a messenger RNA of Vitis riparia (riverbank grape), 3973 nucleotides long. Its product is annotated as PH, RCC1 and FYVE domains-containing protein 1. The transcript has 8 exons. Bases 873 to 3596 code for a protein of 907 amino acids. The record is from RefSeq and is a predicted model, not a curated record. NCBI's taxonomy places the organism in Eukaryota, Viridiplantae, Streptophyta, Magnoliopsida, Vitales, Vitaceae. Gene Ontology annotation, molecular function: metal ion binding.